AGCGUGCUGCGGGUGCCCGAAACUCGGGGCGGCGCCGUUCCCUUGUUCGCCAUACUUGCACAGGAGCGCAGAACAACGAAGGCACUUACUGCAAAGACACCUGAAAUCGCCACUUAAAUAUUAAGCGUGAGGUCAUCUUGAACCCACUCUGUCUCCAGACAUGGCCGAGGAUGACGUGACUCCAGAGCAGCUAGCAGCCAUUGCAGCUGAAAACGAAGAGCCAGACUCGGUGAACUACAAGCCCCCGGCCCAGAAGUCGUUGAAAGAGAUCCAGGAGCUGGAUAAGGAUGAUGAGAGCCUACGCAAAUAUAAGGAAACUCUGCUUGGCUCUGGGCCCUCUGGCGCUGAUCCCACUACUCCCAAUGUCCAAGUGACCCAGAUGUCUCUGGUGUGUGAAACCGCCCCGGACCCGCUGAUCCUGGACCUGCAGGGAGACCUGGAAGCCUUCAAGAAGCAGUGCUUUGUUCUGAAGGAGGGCGUUGAAUACAAAAUAAAGAUCAGCUUUAAGGUGAACAAGGAGAUAGUUUCGGGUCUGAAGUACGUGCAGCAGACGUACAGGAAAGGAAUUAAGAUUGAUAAGUCUGACUACAUGGUGGGCAGCUACGGCCCCCGCUGCACUGAACACGAAUACUCCACCACGAUGGAGGAGGCCCCCAAAGGCCUGCUGGCCCGCGGAAACUACGUCAUCAAAUCCAAGUUCACCGACGACGACCAGCACGACCACCUGUCCUGGGAGUGGAACCUGAACGUCAAGAAAGACUGGAAAGACUAAAGGAGGCCUUUGUGUUCUUCCUGGGGGGGGGGGCGAGGGAAUAUAACAAAUAAAAAAAAACCUGUACAUUUCUCAACCCCCCCCACUCAUCCCAUGUCCACCAUUUCUGCCUUUUUCUUUUUGCAUUUCAUGUCAUGCCUUAGUUACUGCCAUCGCUGUCUUAAACCCACCCCCCCCCCCCGCAUCCGUAGCAACCCCCCACCAUCACAUCCCUCCGUCCAUCCUCCCUAUCCGCACUCACCAACAUACCAUCCUCAAUCACUCACCCCCCCAUGUAGCACCUUAAACUCCCUCCUGCUUUUCGUUUGUCCCCGGAUCUUUGCUGCUUGAAGAGAUUAACCCCCCCACCCCUGCAGAAUGGUGUCUUCCUCUCUCAGUGCGUAGUAUGAAGCAACUGUACAAUCAACUUUAGUUUGUUUGCCUUCUUUUAUAUAUAAUUGUAUCAAUGGUCGUGUACUGUGACCAUAUCACUGUUAAUCAGCUGUUGUGUCCGUAGCGGGGCCCCACCACAUCCACCUCCUAUAGCUUUCCUUUGCUUGAUGUCUUUUUGAUGUAAUUACCAUUACCUGCCUUGUAAGAAGAGUUCAUUCAGAGCUCUCCCUUCCAAGGGAGUAAAAAAAUAUUAGGAUAAAAAAAAAAAGAAAAGCUGCCUUAUGUCAAAAUCUAAUUUAGCAUGCCUUGUCAGUACAGUGCUCACUGUUAGGUAAUCUGUACUUUAAGGGCUUACCAAGCUACCAACCAGUUAGCAUCCGUAGCCUGUUACUCAGAUACAGGCUCUGCGAAAUAAACUCACCUUGUGAUUGGAGGAGACUGUAUGUUGAGAAUUGGAACCAGUGAACUAUUGAACCUCUCCUUCCUUUUAGCCAUGAGGCCUUAGCACUGACUAUGAUCAUGUGGCGAUAAAUACACAUUUCUAAUUAAGCCUUUUUUUCUCCCUUUGCCUUAAUGUACAUCAUUCCUCAUACAAAGCCCCCCCCCCCCCCCCUUCCAUCACUUCAGUCAGCAGACCCCAGGUGGAGGAGUAGAAGCAGAGAAAGUGCAGGAGGUGUCAGACGCUGGUAGUGAAGAGGAAACCAGUGAAAGGCAGGUGACACGAGCAGAGAACACGCUCCAUAUUUAAUGAGGGGUUUGAAACUGACCUGAAACAUUUGUUGAAAUCGACUCGUACUGUACCAGAACAUAUGGAUGUAUCACUUUUAUUUUGGUUCUUCUGAUAAUGUAUUCCUGCUCCAUACAUUCCUUCACAUUGUACAGUUUCUAUGAAAACGCUGGCAUGCUGGUGGGGUUGUAUAUUCUAUCAUGUGUUAUUGCUCUUCUCGGCCAAUAAAGAUUUUGCUCAA
Molecule: messenger RNA, 2112 nt
Organism: Gymnodraco acuticeps
Lineage: Eukaryota; Metazoa; Chordata; Actinopteri; Perciformes; Bathydraconidae
Product: rho GDP-dissociation inhibitor 1-like
Exons: 6
Coding region: 161-772 (203 amino acids)
Biological process (GO): Rho protein signal transduction
Cellular component (GO): membrane; cytosol; cytoplasm
Molecular function (GO): protein binding; Rho GDP-dissociation inhibitor activity
Source: RefSeq, a predicted model, not a curated record